This is a messenger RNA of Pteropus alecto (black flying fox), 4761 nucleotides long. RefSeq names its product ATP binding cassette subfamily C member 8 (gene ABCC8). The transcript is spliced from 39 exons. Gene Ontology annotation, molecular function: ATP hydrolysis activity; sulfonylurea receptor activity; ATP binding. Gene Ontology annotation, cellular component: membrane. Bases 1 to 4761 code for a protein of 1586 amino acids. The record is from RefSeq and is a predicted model, not a curated record. NCBI's taxonomy places the organism in Eukaryota, Metazoa, Chordata, Mammalia, Chiroptera, Pteropodidae. Gene Ontology annotation, biological process: potassium ion transport; transmembrane transport.
AUGCCCCUGGCCUUCUGCGGCAAUGAGAAUCACUCGGCCGCCUACCGGGUGGACCAGGGCGUCCUCAACAACGGCUGCUUCGUGGACGCGCUCAACGUGGUGCCGCACGUCUUCCUGCUCUUCAUCACCUUCCCCAUCCUCUUCAUCGGAUGGGGCAGUCAGAGCUCCAAGGUACACAUCCACCACAGCACAUGGCUCCACUUCCCUGGGCACAACUUACGCUGGAUCCUGACCUUCAUGUUGCUCUUCAUCUUGGUGUGCGAGAUCGCAGAGGGCAUCCUGUCUGAUGGGGUGACCGAAUCCCGCCAUCUCCACCUGUACAUGCCAGCCGGGAUGGCGUUCAUGGCUGCUGUCACCUCCGUGGUCUACUAUCACAACAUUGAGACCUCCAACUUCCCCAAGCUGCUGAUAGCCCUGCUAGUGUACUGGACCUUGGCCUUUAUCACCAAGACCAUCAAGUUUGUCAAGUUCUAUGACCACAACAUCGGCUUCUCGCAGCUGCGCUUCUGCCUCACGGGGCUGCUGGUGAUCCUCUACGGGAUGCUGCUGCUCGUGGAGGUCAACGUCAUCAGGGUGAGGAGAUACAUCUUCUUCAAGACGCCGAGAGAGGUGAAGCCCCCUGAAGACCUGCAGGACCUUGGGGUUCGCUUCCUGCAGCCCUUUGUGAACCUGCUGUCCAAAGGCACCUACUGGUGGAUGAACGCCUUCAUCAAGACUGCCCACAAGAAGCCCAUUGAUCUUCGAGCCAUCGGGAAGCUGCCCAUCGCCAUGAGGGCCCUCACCAACUACCAGCGGCUCCGCGCGGCCUUCGAUGCCCAAGCGCAGAAGGACACGCAUAGUCCUCAGAGUGCCCGAGCCAUCUGGCGGGCCCUCUGCCACGCCUUUGGGAGACGCCUGGUCCUCAGCAGCACUUUCCGGAUCUUGGCUGACCUGCUGGGCUUCGCAGGGCCCCUGUGCAUCUUUGGAAUCGUGGACCAUCUUGGGAAGGAGAACCGAGUCUUCCAGCCCAAGACACAAUUUCUCGGGGUUUAUUUUGUCUCGUCCCAAGAGUUCCUUGCUAAUGCCUACGUCUUAGCCGUGCUUCUGUUCCUUGCCCUCCUACUGCAAAGGACAUUUCUGCAAGCAUCCUACUAUGUCGCCAUUGAAACCGGAAUUAACUUAAGAGGAGCGAUACAGACCAAGAUUUACAAUAAAAUUAUGCACCUGUCCACCUCCAACCUAUCCAUGGGGGAAAUGACUGCUGGGCAGAUCUGUAACCUGGUUGCCAUCGACACCAACCAACUCAUGUGGUUUUUCUUCUUGUGCCCAAACCUCUGGGCUAUGCCAGUACAGAUCAUCGUGGGUGUGAUUCUCCUUUACUACAUCCUCGGAGUCAGCGCUUUAAUCGGGGCAGCUGUCAUCAUCCUGCUGGCCCCUGUCCAGUACUUCGUGGCCACCAAGCUCUCUCAGGCCCAGCGGAGCACCCUGGAGUAUUCCAACGAGAGGCUGAAGCAGACCAACGAGAUGCUCCGUGGCAUCAAGCUGCUCAAGCUAUACGCCUGGGAGAACAUCUUCUGCACACGGGUGGAGAUGACCCGCAGGAAGGAGAUGACCAGCCUCAGAGCCUUUGCCAUCUACACCUCCAUCUCCAUUUUCAUGAACACAGCCAUCCCCAUUGCAGCUGUCCUCAUCACCUUCGUGGGCCACGUCAGCUUCUUCAAAGAGGCGGACUUUUCGCCGUCUGUGGCCUUCGCCUCCCUCUCCCUCUUCCACAUCCUGAUCACACCGCUGUUCCUGCUGUCCAGUGUGGUCCGGUCUACAGUCAAAGCUCUGGUCAGCGUGCAAAAGCUGAGCGAGUUCUUAUCCAGUGCAGAGAUCCGGGAGGAGCAGUGUGCUCCCCGAGAGCCCGCGCCCCAGGGCCAAGCUAGCAAAUACCAGACAGUGCCCCUGAAGGUUGUGAACCGCAAGUGUCCAGCCCGGGAGGACUGUCAGGGUCUCAUGGGUCCACCGCAGAGGCUGGCCCCCAGUGCAGACGGGGAUGCUGACAAUUGCUGUGUCCAGGUCAUCGGAGGCUUCUUCACAUGGACCCCUGAUGGAAUCCCCACACUGUCCAACGUCACCAUCCGCAUCCCCCGAGGCCAGCUGACCAUGAUCGUAGGACAGGUGGGCUGUGGCAAGUCCUCUCUCCUCCUUGCCACCCUGGGGGAGAUGCAGAAGAUCUCAGGGGCCGUCUUCUGGAACAGCAGCCUUCCUGACAGCGAGACAGGGGAGGACCCCAGCCCAGAGCGGGAGCCAACAGCUGACGGGGAUGUCAGGAGGAGAGGCCCAGUGGCCUAUGCUUCUCAGAAACCAUGGCUGCUAAAUGCCACUGUGGAGGAAAACAUCACCUUUGAGAGUCCCUUCAACAAACAACGGUACAAGAUGGUCAUCGAAGCCUGCUCCCUGCAGCCAGACAUCGACAUCCUGCCCCAUGGAGACCAGACUCAGAUUGGGGAACGGGGCAUCAACCUGUCUGGUGGUCAGCGCCAGCGAAUCAGUGUGGCCCGAGCCCUCUACCAGCAUACCAAUGUCAUCUUCUUGGAUGACCCCUUCUCAGCUCUGGAUGUUCAUCUGAGUGACCACCUGAUGCAGGCCGGGAUCCUUGAGCUACUCCGAGACGAUAAGAGGACAGUAGUCCUUGUGACCCACAAGCUACAGUACCUGCCACAUGCAGACUGGAUCAUCGCUAUGAAGGACGGCACCAUCCAGAGAGAGGGCACACUCAAGGACUUCCAGAGGUCCGAGUGCCAGCUCUUUGAACACUGGAAGACCCUCAUGAACCGGCAGGACCAAGAGCUGGAGAAGGAGACUGUCAUGGAGAGAAAAGUCCCAGAGCCACCCCAGGGCCUGCCCCGGGCCAUGUCCUCGAGAGAUGGCCUCCUGCAGGAUGAGGAAGAAGAGGAAGAGGAGACGGCCGAGAGUGAGGAGGAGGACAACCUGUCGUCCGUGCUGCACCAGCGCGCCAAAAUCCCGUGGCGAGCCUGCGCCAAGUAUCUGUCGUCUGCCGGCAUCCUGCUCCUGUCACUGCUCGUCUUCUCGCAGCUGCUCAAGCAAAUGGUUUGCGUGGCCAUCGAUUACUGGCUGGCCAAGUGGACCGACAGCGCCCUGACCCUGAGCCCCGUGACAAGGAACUGCUCCCUCAGCCAGGAGUGCUCCCUCGACCAGACCGUCUACGCCAUGGUGUUCACGGUGCUCUGCAGCCUGGGCAUCGUGCUGUGCCUGGUCACAUCUGUCACAGUAGAGUGGACAGGGCUGAAGGUGGCCAAGAGGUUGCACAGGAAGGAAAUCAAUAAACAAAGGAGUAACUUCUUCUGGUUACCUCUUAGGUUUUUUGAGACCACACCCCUUGGAAGCAUCCUGAACAGAUUUUCCUCUGAUUGUAAUACUAUCGACCAGCACAUCCCAUCCACGCUGGAGUGCCUGAGCCGAUCCACCCUGCUCUGUGUCUCAGCCCUGGCCGUCAUCUCCUAUGUCACACCUGUGUUCCUCGUGGCCCUCUUGCCCCUGGCCAUCGUGUGCUACUUCAUCCAGAAGUACUUCCGGGUAGCAUCCAGGGACCUGCAGCAGCUGGAUGACACCACCCAGCUCCCACUGCUCUCGCACUUUGCUGAAACUGUGGAAGGCCUCACCACCAUCCGGGCCUUCAGGUACGAGACCCGGUUCCAGCAGAAGCUCCUUGAAUACACGGACUGCAACAACAUCGCCUCCCUCUUCCUCACAGCUGCCAAUAGGUGGCUAGAAGUCCGCAUGGAGUACAUUGGUGCAUGUGUGGUCCUCAUCGCAGCUGUGACUUCCAUCUCCAACUCCCUGCACAGGGAGCUCUCCGCUGGCUUGGUGGGCCUGGGCCUCACCUAUGCCUUAAUGGUCUCCAACUACCUCAACUGGAUGGUGAGGAACCUGGCAGACAUGGAGAUCCAGCUGGGGGCCGUGAAACGCAUCCAUGGGCUCCUGAAAACUGAGGCAGAGAGCUACGAGGGGCUGCUGGCACCAUCACUAAUCCCGAAGAACUGGCCGGACCAGGGGAAGAUCCAGAUCCAGAACCUGAGUGUGCGCUACGACAGCUCCCUGAAGCCCGUGCUGAAGCAUGUCAACGCCCUCAUCUCCCCGGGACAGAAGAUUGGGAUCUGUGGCCGCACAGGCAGUGGGAAGUCCUCUUUCUCUCUCGCCUUCUUCCGCAUGGUGGACAUGUUCGAAGGACGCAUCAUUAUUGAUGGCAUUGACAUCGCCAAACUGCCGCUGCACACCCUGCGCUCACGCCUCUCCAUCAUCCUGCAGGACCCAGUCCUCUUCAGCGGCACCAUCCGAUUUAACCUGGACCCAGAGAAGAAGUGCUCUGACAGCACACUGUGGGAGGCCCUGGAGAUAGCCCAGUUGAAGCUGGUGGUGAAGGCACUGCCGGGAGGCCUCGAUGCCAUCAUCACAGAAGGUGGGGAGAAUUUCAGCCAAGGCCAGAGGCAACUGUUCUGCCUGGCACGAGCCUUCGUGAGGAAGACCAGCAUCUUCAUCAUGGAUGAGGCCACGGCUUCCAUCGACAUGGCCACGGAAAACAUCCUCCAGAAGGUGGUGAUGACAGCCUUCGCAGACCGUACCGUGGUCACCAUCGCGCACCGCGUGCACACCAUCCUGAGUGCAGACCUGGUGAUUGUCCUGAAACGCGGUGCCAUCCUUGAGUUUGACAAGCCAGAAAAACUGCUCAGCCGGAAGGACAGCGUCUUCGCCUCCUUUGUUCGUGCAGACAAGUGA